UACAGUAAUUAUAAAAUGGUGCAAUAAGUGAAGAAAGCAAAGGUCUUCCCAUGGGACCCACCUGAAAAUCUGUACCAGACUCUGCAGUUUUAUUACCCUUUUCCUUAAACAGCUUCAAAGCUUAUUUAAAACACAUCCUCUUCUUCCUUUUUCUCAUUUCUCUUUCCUUUUUUGUGGAGUUUUCUUUGCAUAUUACCUCAUGAUUUUUGCUACCCUUUUAACUUCUUCAUUAUUUUUUCUUGUUAGGGUCAAAUUAGCUCAAAUAAGUGACUGUUAGAAAUGGGAAAUCUGUGUUUUUUCUUCAGUGUGAACUGUUGAGAAAGUUUAAGUCUUUACAUUCACACCAUCAACACAUAUUGAAGAAAAAAAAAAUACCAUUAAUGGAGAUUCUAGGGUUUGAAUUGUCCAAAGGUCUGUUCUUUAUAUAACUUGACUUUCACUUCAAAAACUAAAAUUUCCUUGUAAUUUCCUUGAUCUUUAUCUGGGUCUUUUUCAUACUUGAGUUUUUAGCUUUCCCAUUUUAGUUAAAUCUUUUGGGUCUUAUGUUUAGGAAGAAUUAGUCUUUUUGAAGUUUUUGGGUUGAGUAUAAAUAGAAUUUUGAUCUCUUACCCUUAAUUCUUAAGCUUAAUGGGUACUUGAAAUUGUGAUUAGAAUUGUGAUUUAAGACUAUUUUGUGUUGAUAAUGGUUGAAAUUUUUCUGGGUUUUUGGGGGUGGGAAUUUAGGGUUUAGAAUUUUAGUUUUGUUGCAUGAUUUAUAUCCUUAAAAUGGAAGGGGUUGAAGAGGCAAAUAAAUUGGCUGUUGAGAGUUGUCAUAGAGUACUAAGUAUUAUAUCUCAACCUCAUCAAGAUCAAACCCAUUUAAGGAAUUUAGAUGCUGAAACACAACAAGCUGUGAGUAAGUUUAAAAGGGUUGUAUCUCUUCUUAGCAAUAGUUUAGGUCAUGGAAGAGCUAGAAUAGCAAAGAAAAAUAGGACUAAUUCUAUUCCUCAAAGCAUUUUAUUAGAUAGUUCUAAUGGCCCUAAGAUUGAAUCAAGUAAUCAACCUAUUAAGGCGCUUCAAAUUCUUAAAACCAAUUUGAAUGAGGGUUUAAUCCAAGAAAAUGGAUCCACAACUGGGAAAAGUUGUUUGUCUUUAGGAGGAAAUCUUUCAUUGGAAAUGAGCUCAAGUGGGAAAACCCCAUUUCAGCUUGCUAACCCAAAUUCGAGUGCAAAUUAUCAGUUGUUUCAGCAACAAAAGCUUCAUCUUCAACAGGUUCAACAUCAACAACGAAUGAAACAACACGCGGAGAUGUUGUUUCGAAGGAGUAAUAGUGGGAUCAAUCUGAAUUUCGAUAAUUCGAGUUGCACUCAAACAAUGUCAUCGUCUAGAACAUUAUUCUCUUCGUUGAGUGUCGAUGGAAGUGUGGCUAGUUUGGAUGGAAGUGGGUUUAAUCAAUUAUUGAGUCAACACAGGAAGAAGUGUUCUGGUAGAGGUGAAGAUGGGAGCUUGAAAUGUGGGACCAGUGGAAAGUGUCAUUGUUCUAAAAAGAGGAAGCAUAGGGUGAAGAGAUCAAUCAAGGUUCCUGCUAUUAGUAACAAGCUGGCUGAUAUCCCUCCGGACGAAUACUCGUGGAGAAAGUAUGGGCAAAAACCGAUCAAGGGUUCGCCUCAUCCUAGGGGUUAUUACAAGUGUAGCAGCAUGAGAGGCUGCCCUGCAAGAAAACAUGUCGAGAGGUGCUUGGAAGAUCCGUCGAUGCUUAUUGUUACAUACGAAGGUGAGCACAAUCACCCCCGCCUUCCGUCCCAAUCGGCAAAUGCAUGAUUCAAUGAGGCGGGUUGCAAUGAAGAAAUGUCGACUUUUAUGAAACGUGGUGAUAGAAUGAUGUGAUUCGCUCCUGUACACAGUACAUAGUUCUGUUGACCCAGGCAAGUGCAGAUUUAGGAAUAGUCUUUCUGUAAUUUCGGAGCGUUUUUAUAUUUAGGGGAAGGGUUUCGGAGAAAACAUAUUGGCAUUAUAGUAUGAGGACGUUUCAUGGAUCAAUGGUUUAAAGUGUAAAAUAUGUUCCAUCUUCUUUGACAUGUUGUGUCUGUCAUAGUUGGGGAGGUGUUUAUAUGGUUCAGAACUCGAGUCGAUAUCAGUUCUUUUAGUCUUAUUGCAUUCUACUCAUCUUUGUGACGUCAUUUUAUUGUUUCUAAAAGUGUCCGAGUAGCGAUUUUUAGUCA
Messenger RNA from Amaranthus tricolor (Joseph's coat), 2201 nucleotides. Its product is annotated as probable WRKY transcription factor 21. The record is from RefSeq and is a predicted model, not a curated record. Gene Ontology annotation, molecular function: sequence-specific DNA binding; DNA-binding transcription factor activity. Lineage: Eukaryota; Viridiplantae; Streptophyta; Magnoliopsida; Caryophyllales; Amaranthaceae. The coding region runs from base 748 to 1800 and encodes 350 amino acids. Gene Ontology annotation, biological process: regulation of DNA-templated transcription. The transcript is spliced from 3 exons.